Molecule: messenger RNA, 792 nt
Organism: Mucor velutinosus
Lineage: Eukaryota; Fungi; Mucoromycota; Mucoromycetes; Mucorales; Mucoraceae
Product: Glyco_trans_2-like domain-containing protein
Exons: 1
Coding region: 1-792 (263 amino acids)
Biological process (GO): regulation of transcription by RNA polymerase II
Cellular component (GO): nucleus
Molecular function (GO): DNA-binding transcription factor activity, RNA polymerase II-specific; RNA polymerase II cis-regulatory region sequence-specific DNA binding
Source: RefSeq, a predicted model, not a curated record
AUGACCACACCAUUUAAUCCCAACUUUUUUGCUGGUGGCUAUUCUAGCCCCAUCACUCCCAUGACUCAGCAAGAUCAAGCUUUUGCUCAAGUCUUUAACUCUGCUACCACUUCCAACUCUCCAUCUAUGGACGAUUGGUUCACGCCAAUCCCUUCCAACAGCAAUGAUCUCUUCUUGAAACAACAAUCUGAUGCCUUCCAAGACAUUUUCCAAUUACUACCCAUUUCUCCUCCUUUGACUGCAAGUCCUGUCUCUGAUCAAGAAAAUGAGGUCGUCUCUGCUGAAGCCUUGGUUGCUCUCUUCCCUGACAUCUUAAAUACUGCCAACAGCGCUACUGCUCAAUCGCCAGCUCCAAGACCUGUUCAAGUGCAAACUCAACAGCCUCGUCGUCUGGCUCCAGUGGCGCCCAAGCCUGCACCUGUUGCCAUCAUGCCCAAGACUGCCAUCCCCAUUGCUCCUCGUCCUGGCGGAACUGUCUUUACACCAAACAUGAACUCAAUGAAGCGCAAGAUUGAAAACCAACAAGAUAGUGACGAAGCUGCUCAGAAGCGUCAAAAGAAUACUGAUGCUGCUCGUCGUUCUCGUCUCAAGAAGAUCAUCAAAAUGGAAACCUUGGAGAAGCAAGUGACAGAGUUAGAGAGUGAUAACUCCCGACUCACGACCCGUGUUGCCGUGCUCGAGUCGGAAAAGAGUGCUCUUAUCUCUAAAGACAAAGGUCUUGAAGAUCGUAUUCGUGUCCUUGAAGCUCAAUUAGCCGAGGCACAUAGAGCUCUUACUUCUAAAUCUCAAUAG